GCCGGCGCACCACAAAUUUAAUUGCAAAUUAAAAUUACAGCCCUACUCUGAAACAAAUUCACAAUUUUUGCAAUUGCAACAAUUUCAAAUCAUUUUCCAGUUGCACACCAAAUAAAUUAAGUCACACUUUAACUUUUUUUAUUUUUUUUACGUAACCCUAGCCACACUAUGUCAUCGGCAUAGGUUAUGUUUAAUGUCAAUAAAAAAGCAAAAUGAUCACAUCCCGGCUCCUUCACCCAAUAUGUAGGUGUCGAUUGAUGCUAUUUUCCAGCAACUCUAUUUCUAAGCAAAUCAAUCGCAGCAAAAGUCAAUCGGCCCUAAGCAAAACAGUAAAAAACGAGCUUGAUACUAAUGUAAAAUUAGGUGAAAAAGUGAAGGAAACCACAAAGACUGCUUCGUACUUAGGAAUAAUACUGCUGGGUGUGGGGGUUACAGGCUCCCUAUUUUAUGCAGUUUUUAAUGAGUUGUUUUCAAGUAAAAGCCCCAAUAAUGUGUAUUCUAAGGCGGUAGAGAGGUGUAAGGCUGAUCCAAGAAUUCAGGAUAAACUGGGGCUUCCAAUUACAGCUUUUGGGGCUGAAACAACUAGGAGGAGAAGACACUAUGUCAGUCAUGUGAUUUAUCAAAGAGACGGAAGACAGUGUUUGAGAAUGAAAUUUUAUUUAAAAGGGAGUUUUCAUCAAGGAACUGUGCAACUAGAAAUGGUGGAAAAUGAUUCAGGGAAAUACGAAUAUCGUUAUUUAUUUGUUCAAGUUGAUGAUUUGUUACAAACUGCAAUUGUUUUGGAAGACAACAGGAAUACAGCUUCGUCUUCGUCACAACCACUGGACUUGACGUUGUAAAUAAAACAAUGAUAAUAAAAUUUGUUGAAUUUU
Molecule: messenger RNA, 872 nt
Organism: Tribolium madens (black flour beetle)
Lineage: Eukaryota; Metazoa; Arthropoda; Insecta; Coleoptera; Tenebrionidae
Product: mitochondrial import inner membrane translocase subunit Tim21
Exons: 3
Coding region: 213-839 (208 amino acids)
Biological process (GO): protein import into mitochondrial matrix
Cellular component (GO): TIM23 mitochondrial import inner membrane translocase complex
Source: RefSeq, a predicted model, not a curated record